UUUAUACGAGUUAGGUUUUAGCGGCAGACAAAAGAGCAGAAUCCCCCUUCUAACCAUGGCGACCAAACCAGCUGCUGAAUCCGUUCAAUGCUUCGGAAGGAAGAAGACAGCGGUGGCUGUCACUCACUGCAAACGCGGAUGCGGUCAGAUCAAGCUCAACGGCUGCCCGAUCGAGCUCUUCAACCCCGAGAUCCUCCGAUUCAAGAUCUUCGAGCCGGUCCUUCUCCUCGGGAAGCACCGUUUCGCAGGUGUGGACAUGAGGAUCCGCGUCAAGGGCGGUGGUCACACUUCCCAGGUCUACGCCAUCCGUCAGAGUAUCGCCAAGGCGCUCGUUGCGUUCUACCAGAAGUACGUGGACGAGCAGUCGAAGAAGGAGGUGAAGGAUAUUCUGAUUCGGUAUGAUAGGACUCUGCUCGUGGCGGAUCCAAGGAGGUGCGAGCCGAAGAAGUUUGGUGGUCGUGGUGCUCGUUCUCGUUUCCAGAAGAGUUAUCGUUAAGAACUUGGUGUUUGUUUUAUUUUUGGGAGUAAUGAGUAUGAUGGAGUUGUCAUUUUCAGUUAUUAUGCUUUAUUUGGAUUAUGUUUGACGAUGUUUACCUCUUUGCUAUCAGAAAAAGUUUUCAUAUUUA
Molecule: messenger RNA, 626 nt
Organism: Brassica napus (rape)
Lineage: Eukaryota; Viridiplantae; Streptophyta; Magnoliopsida; Brassicales; Brassicaceae
Product: 40S ribosomal protein S16-3-like
Exons: 1
Coding region: 56-496 (146 amino acids)
Biological process (GO): translation; maturation of SSU-rRNA from tricistronic rRNA transcript (SSU-rRNA, 5.8S rRNA, LSU-rRNA)
Cellular component (GO): ribosome; cytosolic small ribosomal subunit
Molecular function (GO): RNA binding; structural constituent of ribosome
Source: RefSeq, a predicted model, not a curated record